This is a messenger RNA of Caenorhabditis briggsae, 1140 nucleotides long. The coding region runs from base 1 to 1140 and encodes 379 amino acids. The record is from RefSeq and is a predicted model, not a curated record. NCBI's taxonomy places the organism in Eukaryota, Metazoa, Nematoda, Chromadorea, Rhabditida, Rhabditidae. Gene Ontology annotation, biological process: signal transduction; endocytosis; peptidyl-serine phosphorylation. Gene Ontology annotation, molecular function: ATP binding; protein serine/threonine kinase activity. The transcript has 6 exons. Gene Ontology annotation, cellular component: cytoplasm; nucleus.
AUGGGAUCGAAGAACGGAAAGCAUUUGGAUCCAAUUGCACCAAAAGCAGAACCCGAGUCUGAAACUAUCGGAUCUUCUGCGUCCGUCUGUGCUGCUCCGGACACAAAUUCUAGUUCGGAUUUUUCGAUUGAAUCCUCUGACAAACCACUCUACUCCGAUAUCCACUUUGGAGAGGGUCGCUUUAAUAUGAUCAACGUCAUCGGACGUGGUGGGUAUGGAAUUGUGGUGCUGGCAGAAGAUGUGAAGACAAAGAAAAGAUAUGCUCUCAAAAUUGGAAAGCCGGGAAGUGCAUCUAGGAGAGAACUGGCUGCCUUCAAACUUGUCAAUGGUACAAAGGGAGUUCCUGUUCUGAUCCAGGAAUGGAGAGAGUUAGGAUGUGUGAUCAUGCAGAUGCAGCUUGUCGGAAUGAGCUUGAACGAGUUUGUCAAGCAGAAGGGAAGAAAGCUGACACUUGCUGAGGGAUUCAAACUUGCUCCAAUGCUCAUCGAUCUUGUCGAGGCAGUUCAUUCCAAAGGGAUUAUUCAUGCCGAUGUUAAGCCAACUAAUUUUGCCUUUGGGCUAGGAUCAAAGGCAUCGAAACUUUAUAUCUUGGACUUCGGACUCAGCGUGACUUACUUGACUUCUUCGGGAAAGCACAUGGAAGAAACUUACCGCGAAGCAAACGGAACCCCAUACUAUAUGAGUGCCAACCAGCAUAUGUCUCUCUGGAACAGCCGCCGCGAUGAUCUAGAGUCGGUGGUUUUCACACUGAUGGAACUCUGUGACAUCGACAGACGCUGGAAGCACAUGGCCUACCCAAACUAUCAUUCUGACCACAUGGUGUAUUGGAAUGCAAAGUUGGGAGGAACUGAUGGGGGAACAAUUUGCCAAGUUCCACAAUUCAACAGCAUGCUCAAGAUGUGCCGUACAUUGAAAUACAAGGACAAGCCAGACUACGAAGGAAUGAAGCGGCUCUUCAAGAUGAAGUCUUCAAAGGCCAACCGUGCGCAAAUUAAACCCAUCUCUUCGGCAGCUGUCGUCAAACACUCAUCGAACAUUUGGGAUAAGAACGUUAUCAUGAGAUUCCACAAGGACAGGACUGAAGAGGACAAAGAAAUGUAUCGUGGAAAGAAGAACAAAGAAGAAUCCGACACUGAUUAG